This is a messenger RNA of Cuculus canorus (common cuckoo), 4894 nucleotides long. It is a transcript of the gene DYM, whose product is annotated as dymeclin. NCBI's taxonomy places the organism in Eukaryota, Metazoa, Chordata, Aves, Cuculiformes, Cuculidae. The transcript is spliced from 18 exons. The record is from RefSeq and is a predicted model, not a curated record. Gene Ontology annotation, cellular component: Golgi apparatus. Bases 228 to 2402 code for a protein of 724 amino acids. Gene Ontology annotation, biological process: Golgi organization.
GCGGCCUCGGCCCCGAGCGGGCCGGUGCGGGGCUGUGGAGGCUGUUGCUAUCGUUAUCGCUAUUGUUGCUCCGCCUCGUGUCGUGAUAGAGCGCGGAGGUUGCGUGCGACGCGGCUCCGUGCGCCCGGUACCUGCGCUUCGGGGAUGGGUGUCCUCCUGCUGCUCCCCGGGAUCCUCAGGAUCUUCCAGAAAUGAAAAUUUAGAAGGGAAUUUGCCAAAUAAAGAAGAUGGGAGCAAAUAGCAGCAGCAUCAGCGAGCUUCCAGAAAAUGAGUACUUGAAGAAAUUAUCAGGAGCAGAGCCCAUCUCUGAGAAUGACCCGUUCUGGAAUCAGCUGCUGUCCUUCAGCUUUACCACCCCAACGAACAGUGCUGACUUAAAGCUCUUGGAAGAAGCCACAGUCUCAGUGUGCAGGUCCUUAGUUGAGAAGAAUCCUCGUACAGGAAACCUUGGGUCGUUGAUUAAAGUCUUUCUGUCUAGAACCAAAGAGUUAAAAAUUUCAGCAGAAUGCCAGAAUCACAUCUUCAUCUGGCAGGCCCACAAUGCACUGUUUAUUAUUUGCUGUUUGCUGAAAGUGUUCAUCAGUCAAAUGACAGAAGAGGAGCUCCAGCUUCAUUUUACUUAUGAAGAGAAAGCACCAGGCUCAUAUGGAACAGAGUGUGAAGACCUCAUAGAAGAGUUGCUGUGUUGCCUCAUCCAGCUCAUUGUUGAAAUUCCCCUAUUAGAUAUUACAUACAGCAUCUCCCUGGAAGCUGUGACAACUCUCAUAGUCUUCCUCUCCUGCCAAUUAUUCCACAAAGAAAUUCUACGAGAGAGCGUCAUUCACCGAUACCUGAUGCAAGGUCGAUGCCUCCCGUACACCAGCAGGCUUGUGAAAACUUUACUGUAUAAUUUCAUCAGGCAAGAGAGGAGCCCUCCUCCAGGGACCCACGUUUUUCAGCAGCAGACGGAUGGAGGAGGAUUGCUUUAUGGAAUUGCAUCCGGAGUGGCAACUGGCCUGUGGACGGUCCUCACGCUGGGUGGGGUGGGGAGUAAACCCACGCCACAGCUGGAGCAGUGCUCGCCACUCGCUAACCAGAGCCUGCUGCUUCUGCUUGUCUUGGCUAAUCUGACUGAUGCUCCAGAUACACCAAAUCCCUACAGGCAAGCUAUUAUGUCCUUCAAGAACACACAAGAUAGCACCGCUAUUUCAUCAUCAAAUCCACACGCUUUCCAGAUUAAUUUUAACAGUUUAUACACAGCGUUGUGUGAGCAGCAGAAAUCAGAUCAAGCAACUCUUCUUCUAUACAUGCUUCUGCAUCAAAACUGCAACGUGCGGACGUAUGUGUUGGCACGCACAGACAUAGAAAAUCUUGUUCUGCCAAUUCUUGAAAUCCUGUAUCACGUUGAAGAAAGGAAUUCACACCAUGUUUACAUGGCUCUUAUCAUUUUGUUGAUCCUUACGGAAGACGAUGGCUUCAACCGAUCCAUUCAUGAAGUGAUAUUGAAAAAUAUCACUUGGUACGCUGAGCGUGUCUUAACAGAGAUCUCGCUUGGGAGUCUCCUGAUCCUAGUUGUGAUAAGAACCAUCCAGUACAACAUGACACGGACAAGGGACAAAUACCUUCAUACAAAUUGUCUAGCAGCCUUGGCAAAUAUGUCAGCGCAGUUCCGCUCACUUCAUCAGUACGCUGCUCAGAGGAUCAUCAGUUAUACCUGCCGCCACUUGCGGAGAUAUGUGUAUGUCUUGGACAAACUGUAUUUCCCCCACUCUCACUGCUCUACGCUGCAGCAUUGCUUCUCGACCCUCAGUGACAAUGGAGAGGAACUCUUGUCUUUAACUUGUUCUCACAUUCUCAGAUCCUAUGCUUCCAGUUUGUUUUCUUUGUUGUCUAAAAAACACAACAAAGUGCUGGAGCAAGCCACGCAGACCUUAAGAGGUUCCCUUGGAUCAAAUGAGGCACCACUUCCUGAUUAUGCGCAAGACCUGAAUGUGAUAGAGGAAGUGAUUCGAAUGAUGUUGGAGAUCAUCAACUCCUGCCUGACCAAUUCCCUUCAUCACAACCCAAACUUGGUGUACGCGCUGCUUUACAAGCGGGAUCUGUUUGAGCAGUUUCGAACUCACCCUUCCUUCCAGGACAUAAUGCAAAAUAUAGAUCUGGUGAUCAGCUUUUUUAGCUCUCGAUUAGAGCAAGCUGGAGCUGAGCUGUCAGUGGAGCGAGUUCUGGAAAUCAUCAAGCAAGGAGCUGUUGCUUUACCCAAAGACAGGCUAAGAAAGUUCCCUGAGCUGAAGUUCAAGUAUGUGGAGGAGGAACAGCCUGAAGAGUUCUUCAUCCCCUACGUCUGGUCCUUGGUCUACAACUCCGCUGUGGCCCUGUACUGGAACCCGCAUGACAUCCAGCUCUUCACUAUGGACUCCGGCUGAAGGAGGUGCCCCAGCCAAGCCAACUCAACUCAGUCUUCUUACAAAAAAAACAAAACUCCACACCGCGUGUUAAUACGUGACCCCUUCCAGCGUGCACCCUCUGACCCCAAAGCUUAUGGAGAAUGAAGCUUGUUGCUCGUGUACAGUCCAGUAACAAUGUUUUGGAAGCAGAUUGCCGCUGACACGCUGGCAACAGACUGUGGUGUGAGAAACUGAUGGCUUGUAGGCUACCUUGUAUUUAUAGUCCUAUAACCUAGAGCUUGUUUGAUGAAAAUGAGGCCUUAAACACGGGGAAUGAUGUUACUACCAACCACAAACCUGAUUGUUCUUUUAACUUAACAGGGUAGAUGAGGAAAGAGAUUGCAGACUUUGAUUUGGAAGUAGCGUUUGUAUUUUCGUUUCUUUCAAGCGAGACAGCUUUGUUGGGUCAAGCUUUCUAUGGUCUGUUGGAUUCUGCCCUGGGCUGGUUGUUCCCUAAUCCCAUGCUUUCACUCAUAGCCCUUUAAUUCAAUGGCACUGUUAAGGCUGCAGUCAUUAAAUUGGUGUCUGCGCGGUCGUCCAAGUGAACUAGCAAGUGGCAUAUUAAUCAGAUUAGCUCCCAGGCAGAUUCAGAACACUUGAUCUAGAUGUCAGAAUGUUUGUGGGAGGAUUUUCAAUAGCAAGGCCUUUUGGUUUUUUGUUUGACUGGCAAAUAUUUUGCAAAGGGCUAGGAACACCAGCUUUCAGAGUUAGGUCCCUUACAGACUUGCUUUAUGCUGCUUCUGUGCAGAAGUUGUUCCUGGAAAUUGAAUGGGGGGAAUCUCCAAAGAAAAUAGUUACAAGAGUUUAAAGGAGACGAAUCUCCUGUAAAAAAUGUGUGCAGUAGUGGCAUUGGGGAUCCUUGGCAAAUUUUGUGUUGAAAAUCCCCUCUUUGCUAUUAAAGAUUUUACGGCAGAAGUAUAAAUUUACCUGAAUGUAGAAUACUUUUCCUUUUUUUGUUGGUUUAAAGUGUCCUUUCCUGAUAUACCUGUUUCUGCAGUUGGAAGAACAAAAGAAUUGGCUUGGCCUGGUUUUGAGAGAACAUCUAACUUUUCAAAAUGGGGAUAAUUUCUUCUCUGGGGAGGCUCCUGAGGGUGCCCGUUGCACACGCAUGCAAACACUCUAAUCCCACAUGCUGCUGUGUGGAGGAUUGUCACCAGUGCAUUGCAUGCCAAAACAUAAAUAUCAAGGAAUUAGCUCCUAAACAUACAUAGCAACCCCCUGUAUUCACUGCCUGCUUCAGCAUGUUCGGUUUAUUGACCUGAAGAAUCGGGUGCAUUUGCUUUCGGUGGCUUUAAAUAGGAUUUCUUGCACCCUUUUCUUUUUCCCUGAAGGAUGCGCUAGGAUUGUACUUCCUUUUAUCUGCUUAUUUAGAGGUGGAAGUCCAUUUGAGUCCUACACAAAUGGAAAUGCUGGCUUUAAAAAAUAAAAAAAAAAAAAAUGAAAGCUUUCAGAUUUAUUUAAAUAUAGCUACAAAGUGACAUAGACAGCCCAGGAGCAUUUAGGAUGUUAAAAUGGCAGCAGCUUUUGAGAAAAGGCAAUACUACAACUGGGGAUACAAUUUUUCUAAGGAAAAUAUGAGAAAUUAAUGAACCAUUACUGAUCUGCACAUAAGUUUAUGCUGUGUUUUGGAUUUGUUUGGGUUGGUUUUUGGGUUUUUUUUUUUUUGUCUUUUAGCAAACAUCAAAGGGGAAUGACUCUUUUUUGUUAUUGUAGUGAUUUGUGAUAUUUUCUUUAUUAAAAGACUAAGAGUGUUUGUGAGUCGGCAGGGCUGCCCAGCCUUUGGAAAGGUCAGUCUGAAAAUGCACUUUUGAACUGUGGAAGUUAUGGGGAUGGCUCGGUUUGCAUCUGUUUUAAACUGCCGUGAGCCCUUGACCCUGCCCGAGGUGAGCACCCUCCACCCCGCUGCCUUCAGCAGAAGCAGAGCACUUCAUAUCCAGAGCAGAAGCUCAUCAGCUCGGUUUCAACCUGAAAAGAAGCUGAUUUUAUUUUGAAAGGUCUCUUUUAUCAAGAGCAGGGUAUGUAAAGCACUGAUCUGAUAGAAUAGGUCAAACCAGCUGCUGAAUCUAUACAGGAGUCGCACAGUAAAUUGUUUCUUGCCCUUCUCUUGUUGUGAUGACACUGAAUUGAAGUACAGAACAAACAGGUUUGUUCUGAUCAUGUAAUUUCCUUGUGCAUUGAAUAAAUGUGCAAUGCUCCCAGGGCCCUGCUGGUUUGGAACAGCUGGAGUCACAAUCGAAAGCUGAUAGAGCAGAGCCAGAUCAAGAUUUAUGCUAAAAUCCAUGCUAGCCCCAUUGGUUCUUCCAAGACUUUGAGCAUUGCGUGGGUCUGACAGUGUCCUGAAGUCUGCAGUCUGGCACGGUCACAAAUACUCUGUUCUCUUUUUUCCUUCAGAUCUGUAAAAUAUCACCUUAGGGAUCCUUUUCAUUACUUUGUGUGAAGGAUUUAUUACGCGUAAUAAAAAAAGAAAUUUA